AUGUCUGCCUUAACUUCUCCCUGUCAUGCGGCCAAGCCCCUAAGGAUUCAACGGUUCGUGGAUCUGAUACAUACGAUUGCGCAGCAGCCGGGGCGAUUUGCAUAUUCCAUAUGGCUGUUCACAUACAGCGAUCUCAAGACCAUCAUCGCCACCAGCUUUGGAUUCGGCUUGUUGUCGGCAUUGGGAGCCGUCUCCUUUGGCAUCCACCCUUCACCUGCAUGGACCUUGUGCGUUCAACGGAUACCACUAGUCCUGCUGUGGGCAUGGCUGAACCUCCUUCCUUUUACGAUCGACAAUCAGCGCCAACCAGAUGCCAUCAUGGAGGAUUCCAUCAACAAACCGUGGAGAACGAUGCCGUGCAGACGAAUGACGUCCGAGCACGCCAAGCUGGUCAUGUACAUCUUUUACCUCAUCGCAUUGGGUACCAGCAGUCAGAUCGGUGGACUGAUGCAAUGCGUGGCCUUGAUUGGGCUCGGGGUGUGGUACAACGAUGCGAGGGGCGCGGAUGUGAGCUGCGUCAUUCGGAAUUUGAUCAAUAGCGCGGGGUUCCUCUGCUACACUUCUGGCGCCUUGCAGGUUGAGCUGAGUCCGUCUCAGUGGCAAUCUUUUACCAACCCCGAGGGCCCUGGACUGCAAUGGCUGGCCAUCAUUGGCGCCAUCGUGUUUACCACGGUGCAGACACAGGAUAUGAGUGACCAGGUUGGAGACAGCGCUCGAGGACGGAAGACCCUGCCCUUGGUCAUUGGCGACGCUAACGCCCGCUGGGUGACAGCUGCAUGGAUGGUGGUUUGGGGCCUGUUCGAUCCCUGGUACUGGGGCUGGCUGCAAGGUAACGGGGAGAGCGGGAUUCUGCGCUGCGCCGGUUUUGGCCUUGCUGGGUUAGCUGGUGUCAUCGCGAUCCGCACCCUGUUCCUUCGCAGCGUGGCCUCCGAUAAGAGGACCUUUGCGCUGUGGAAUCUGUGGCUGGUCAGUCAAUAUGGAUUGCCAGUCUGUGCAGCUCUCAGAAGAGCAGGUGGGGUUGACGUGGCUGUGUGA
Messenger RNA from Penicillium alfredii, 1035 nucleotides. RefSeq names its product UbiA family prenyltransferase. Bases 1 to 1035 code for a protein of 344 amino acids. The transcript has a single exon. Gene Ontology annotation, molecular function: transferase activity, transferring alkyl or aryl (other than methyl) groups. Gene Ontology annotation, cellular component: membrane. Lineage: Eukaryota; Fungi; Ascomycota; Eurotiomycetes; Eurotiales; Aspergillaceae. The record is from RefSeq and is a predicted model, not a curated record.